UGAACUUAACUUCCGGCCAGGCUGAGCUGGUGUCCCGAGCAGAUUCCAGCUUGGCUCGGGAAAGCCGUUCUGGUGGGAGGAGGUCGCCGUGGGAAGCCUGGCUUGUCGCGACCAUGUGGAGGCUGCUGGCUCGCGCCAGUGCGCCGCUCUUACGCGUGUCCUCUUCAGAUUCUUGGACAACCCUUCCCACUAGUGCUGGCCUCAAGACGCUGCUCCCAGUGCCAAGUUUAGGAGAUGCUUCCAUUCCUGAAAGGCCCAAGCUUAAAUUUGUUGAAAGGGUACCACUUGUACCAAAAGUAAGACGAGAACCCAGAAACUUGCGUGAUAUACAAGGACCCUCCACCGAAGCUACUGAAUUCACAGAAGGCAACUUUGCAAUUUUGGCACUGGGAGGUGGUUAUCUCCACUGGGGUCAUUUUGAAAUGAUGCGCCUGACAAUCAACCGCUCUAUGAACCCCAAGAAUAUGUUUGCCAUAUGGCGAGUACCAGCCCCAUUCAAGCCCAUCACCCGCAAAGGUAUCGGGCAGCGCAUGGGGGGAGGCAAAGGUGCCAUCGAUCACUAUGUGACACCUGUGAAGGCUGGCCGCCUCAUAGUAGAAAUGGGUGGACGUUGUGAAUUCGAAGAGGUGCAAGACUUCCUGAACCAGGUUGCUCACAAGUUACCUUUCCCAGCAAAAGCUGUGAGCCGUAAGACUCUAGAGAAGAUGCGGCAUGAUCAAGAGGACAGAGAGCGAAACAACCAAAAUCCCUGGACCUUUGAACGCAUAGCCACUGCCAACAUGCUGGGCAUACGGAAAGUAUUAAGCCCGUAUGAUUUAACCCAGAAGGGACGGUACUGGGGCAAGUUCUACAUGCCUGAACGGGUGUAGUGGGAGCACGAGGAUUUCGUGCGCACAUGUUAUUGGGAGUAGAAAUCUGCAUUUUUAUUGUCCUUUGGUGUCUCCUAGGUCAUCACAAAGGAAGAGUAUGUGAAUAGCUGAUUUCUCAAAGAAAAACCUGUUAUCUGAUUAUUUAAAUUAAAGUUUGAAUAUAACCUCAGGA
Molecule: messenger RNA, 1041 nt
Organism: Jaculus jaculus (lesser Egyptian jerboa)
Lineage: Eukaryota; Metazoa; Chordata; Mammalia; Rodentia; Dipodidae
Gene: Mrpl16
Product: mitochondrial ribosomal protein L16
Exons: 4
Coding region: 114-869 (251 amino acids)
Biological process (GO): mitochondrial translation
Cellular component (GO): ribosome; mitochondrial large ribosomal subunit
Molecular function (GO): structural constituent of ribosome; rRNA binding
Source: RefSeq, a predicted model, not a curated record